Lolium rigidum is the source of this 5807-nucleotide messenger RNA. RefSeq names its product probable glutamyl endopeptidase, chloroplastic. Gene Ontology annotation, biological process: proteolysis. The coding region runs from base 39 to 2654 and encodes 871 amino acids. Gene Ontology annotation, molecular function: serine-type endopeptidase activity. The record is from RefSeq and is a predicted model, not a curated record. The transcript is spliced from 15 exons. Lineage: Eukaryota; Viridiplantae; Streptophyta; Magnoliopsida; Poales; Poaceae.
CACACAAAGCGCAGCACAGCACGAACACCUGAACACCAAUGCUGCUUCAGAGCUUAGACAAGCGCCUAUGCUUCGCCUAUUUCAGUUCCAUAGCCGCAUCACCUUCCUCCGCUCUGUCCCAUCGGCGCCUGCGCCUCCUACCCUACCGGAGCCAUGCCACGCCCACCAGGUUCUCGGCGAAAUGCGCCGCCGGUUCUCGGCCCGGCCCUGCUGCGCAGCAAGACGACGCAGCGCCGGAAUAUCGCCUCCCUCCAAAGGAAAUCCAGGAAAUCAUGGACGUGCCACCGAAUCCAAGUUACUAUGUCUCCCCUCGCCGAGAUAGGAUCAUGUUCCUGAAACGUAGAGCUAUGCCUCCAUUGUCCGAGCUUGCAAAGCCUGAUAAAAUACUCGCUGGUAUUCGGAUCGAUCCCAGUUCUAACGCAAGGAGUCGAAUGUCCUUUUAUACUGGGAUUAGUGUCCAUCUGCUGAUGGAUGAUGGAAGUUUGGGUCCAGAGAAAGUGGUCCAUGGGUACCCAGAUGGUGCAAAGAUUAAUUUCAUAACAUGGUCACCAGAUGGUCAGCACAUGGCCUUCACUGUGCGCUAUGGAGAUGAGGUGAGCAAUGGUAGCAAUUUAGCAUUGUGGGUCGCUGAUGCUGAAUCUGGACAAGCUCGUCCACUUUUCAAAUCAACAGACAUAAGACUGAAUGCUAUUUUUGAGCUAUUUGUCUGGGUGGAUAAUUCCACUCUGUUGGUUUGCACUGUUCCUUCAUCACGUGUCGAUUCACCAAAGAAGCCAUUGAUUCCUUUUGGUCCAAGGAUUCGUUCCAAUGAGCAGAAAAAUGUAAUCCGGAUGAGAGCCACGAAAGAAAUGUUGAAAGAUUUGCAUGAGGAAGAAUUGUUCAAUUACUAUGCAACCUCUCAGUUAGUACUGAUCUCGUUGGAUGGGAUAGUGAUGCCAGUAGCCUCCCCUGCUAUAUAUGUUUCUCUUAAUCCUUCACCAGAUGAGAAGUACUUGAUGCUCACCUCUGUUCACCAGCCAUAUUCUUCUAUAGUCUCCUAUAAAAGGUUCCCGAGGAAGGUUGAGUUGUGGACAGUUGAUGGUAGAUUUAUCCGUGAAGUUUGUGAUCUACCCCUUGCUGAGAAUAUUCCAAUUGCACCUAACAGCGUCCGUAAGGGAAAACGUUUAAUCAGGUGGAGGCCUGACAUGCCUUCAACAUUUUAUUGGGUGGAGGCACAAGAUGGAGGAGAUGCAAAUGUUGAAGUCUCACCACGUGAUAUAGUUUACAUGGAACCUGCUGAGCCUUUAAAUGGCGAGAAACCUCAAGUUCUAGUUAAACUUGACCUUCGGUAUGGAAAGAUCUCUUGGUGCUAUGGAUUGCAUGCACUGGUCUAUGAAUAUUGGCACAAGACACGCAGAACAAGAACAUGGGUUAUCUCUCCUGACUGCAAAGAGUUUAGCCCACGAUUAUUAUUCGAUAGAUCUUCCGAAGAUGCCUACUCAAGUCCAGGUUCUCCAAUGAUGUGCAGAACUCGUGCAGGCACCCUCGUCAUUGCAAAAAUUAAGACAAGUGAAGAGACCUACAUCUUAAUGAAGGGACUGGGUGCCACGCCAAAAGGAAGCGUCCCUUUCCUUGAUCUCUUGAAUAUAACUACGGGAACGAAAGAGCGGAUAUGGGAAAGUGGCAAAGAGAAGUACUAUGAAUCUGUUCUUGCACUGAUGUCAUAUUGUCCCGAAUGUGAAAUCCAGCUAAAUCAACUAAAAUUACUUAUAUCAAAAGAGUCAAGAAGUGAAGCUACCCAAUAUUAUCUUAGUAUUUGGCCAGAUAAGACGGAAGUCCAGUUAACAAGUUACCCCCAUCCAUAUCCUCAGCUGGCAUCGUUGCAGAAAGAAAUAAUCAGGUACAAGCGGGAAGAUGGCGUUAAACUUACUGCUACAUUAUAUAUGCCUCCAGGCUAUAAUCCAUCAAAAGAUGGGCCUCUUCCAUGCUUGAUUUGGUCUUAUCCUGGAGAGUUUAAAAGCAGAGAGGCUGCUGGGCAAGUUCGCCGUUCACCCAAUAAAUUUGCACGCAUUAACAACAAUUUUCCUCUUCUUUGGUUAGCUAGAGGGUUUGUUAUUUUGGCUGACCCGACAAUCCCCAUAAUUGGUGAAGGAGACCAAGAGGCGAAUGAUAGGUACAUCGAGCAGCUAAUUGCUAGUGCGGAAGCAGCAGUAAAUGAAGUUGUAAGAAGAGGGGUUGCUCACCGUGACAAAAUCGCUGUGGGUGGUCAUUCAUACGGUGCAUUUAUGACUGCUAACCUCUUGGCACAUGCACCUCACCUUUUCUGCUGUGGAAUCGCACGUUCGGGAGCCUACAACAGGACACUUACUCCAUUUGGCUUUCAGAAAGAGGUGAGGACGCUCUGGGAGGCUACCGAUACCUAUAUUAAGAUGAGCCCCUUCAUUUUAGCUAACAAAAUCAAGAAACCAAUUCUACUGUUUCACGGAGAAGAAGACAGCAAAGUAACAACAGCAAUGCAGUCAACUCAAUUUUACGAUGCUUUGAAAAGGCAUGGAGCGCCAUGCCGCCUGGUGAUUCUCCCAUUCGAGGGUCACCGAUACACUGCAAGGGAGAGCAUUAUGCAUGUAAUUUGGGAGACUGAUAGGUGGCUGCAGAAAUAUUGUGCAAGUAAUUAAAGCAGCACCCAGCUUGUGGAGUCCAGUGUUGAGAAGACAACACAAUCAGCCUUUGAAGCCUUAAUGUUGAACUUGACCAGUUUGAGCAACCUUAUACUACUGGCCUUGGAUCAUAUUGGCUUAAUGAAGUUCAAAAGCAAUUCACAAUGAUAUUGCUGGGUUUCCAUGCGACACAGAAGAGCACUGUCUCAUUCCUUGUCAUUCUUGACACUUGUAACACGGCACUCUGAGCCAUACUCUUACAGGCCAAUAGACACCAUUGGUAUAUCUGUAUCUCUAUUGUCUGCUUUUCAAGAGCAUGGCUUCUCUGCAGUUUUUUUCUUGAAUGUUAGAGCAUUAUACACAAAGUGCUAUAUCAUCAGGAUCUGCCAAUGCACAAAUCUUAGGCCUGAAGACAUCAACUCUGUAAAAUUCAAGUAUGAUAAAGCAUAGCGAGGGUAAAGUCCAAUCCCUUUCUUUUAAUAGAUUUUGUUUUAGUUAAGAUCAUUAUGAUGUAUGCUCCCAAACUUGCACUUGUUUUCUGCAUUUUAUACAUGAAUUUCUGUGAUUCUAAAUCUCUAACUCAUUUUUGCUGGUAUAACUGCAUAACAAUGGACAAUCAUAUGGUUCUGUGGUAUCACAAAUUGACCAUAACCAUAUCAGAAAUCGCAAAAGGAAAUCAGAUAGUUUCUUCAGUAAGAUGCCGUGUGUAGAAUAAUGUCCUCACCUUACUACCCUCAGUGCAUCUUGUUUGCUUUGGAUAGAUGCCUGGAGCCUGGUGUUUCUGUUACAGAUACCAUUCAGAUUAAAUUGCUCCUAUUGGUCCUUCACAAGUUAUCUCGUUGCACCAUCUAAAAAAACUAGCAAAGAAAUCUUAUUAAAACACCAAGGAAAAAUAAUUCUGGCAAAAUGUGGUUUAAUAUUUGAAGUUAUUUUCUUGUUUUGACUUCCUUCAACAGUAAAAGCUUAGUGAAUGUGAAUGUGUCACCUCUAAUCGAUUGCAGGCGAUAGUAUUUUAUUGGUAGGGCUCAAAUAAACUUGGAAGCACUGGUGACAUUUUCUUGCUUGACAAAUCCUAUACAGAAAAACAAAGACUUGUAUGACACUGGGUGUUUGAUAAUAUAUUGAGCGUGGAGAAGGUCAAUUAAGUCUCCAUCAUCUAUGAAUAGUUACAAACAGAUAAGGCAACUGUUGUACCAUGUGAGCUUGUUUCGAUGAUGCUUGUCAAAUAAAAUCUGCUUUUUUCUGCUGAGUUUGUUAAUGUGGUACACUUAAGGAUCAACUAACAAUUAAAGAUUAUUUUAGAUAACAUGAGACUAACUCAAGCCUAGCUUCAUCAUCAUCCUGUUGCACAAGCACAUGAUUUGGAGAGCAACAGUAAGUACAACAAGACAUCAUACUUUGAUCUAACCGCACCUAGUAUCAUAAUCAGGUCACCAUUUACUUGUGGUAAAUGACAAAAAACUAUAGUAUGCUUUCAUUUUUUUGAUGGAAUCCUAUCAAUCACACUUCUUUCUUGCCAAGAAAUAUGACAUGGUUUUUGUAGUAAAUAAAACUAUAGGUCCAGAGCUCUGUUAAUUCAUUAACAAAAUCAAAGUAACGUAAAAUUGUAAUUUGACACAUUAAAUGAUUAAGUCUUAAAAUAUAAUUUUAGUAAACUCUAUUCACUUUGAUAAUUCUAUGAUGCUGAUUCAGAAGGCUAGCCAGGAGCCUAGAAAGGAUAAUUGCUUGAUCCAUGCUAAGAUCGAAGGAGGGACAUGGAUUCUGGCCAAAAAACAAUUGUCAGCACUAAAUGAUUCAGUGUUAGCUUGCUGGCGAUUCAAAUAUUCUUCCCUGAACUUGAACUCUUCUUUAACCUGCAGUUUGAAUGUUAUUUACCACUCCAUUGUGCCACCUGAUGAGGGAAAGUCAUCAAUGUACUUGCAUAGCUGUUAUUCCAUGGGUCAUUUCAUUUAAGAGGUCGCCUGGAGGAGGCACACCACAAGCACAUCGCAGUCAUGAUAUACAUGUACAUACACGCGUGCGCGUGCACUACACGCGCUAUAUUCCCGAGUACAGGAUUUUUUUGACAGCAUUUUAAUGUAGGUCGCUGUCAAGGAAUCAAAUCCAAGCACACAUUUUUAGACUUUGUACUACCACACCAUUUAUUUUGCAGGAGAAAGCCAAAUGGUGGUUUGAAUUCUCCACAACGACAGAAGCAUCUCUGUGUCAUAGUCUUGCAAGACUUGUGCAGGCCACACGCCUUUCCAUCUGUUCUGUCCAUACAAGCAACACCCAUACCAUUCUGGUACGUUUCCUUCCCCAAUCCUCCUUGCAACUUGGCGAGUGGAGAUUUCUAUCAGAUCGCAGCUGAACCUGAACAGUAGCUGCCAUAGCCUCAUCCAGGGCUUCUCCAUGUUGCCCUUAUCUUGUUCUCCCGAAGGUAUUGCCUUCAUCUGAGCAAUAUCUGUUGAUGCGCCUGGGCCAUUCAUCGCCGAAAGUCUCACCAACCGGUUCAGAUCAAUGAAGAAUAUUUGCCCCUGUUUCGAUCCUCUCGUCGAAAAGCUCCAUUCAGGGUGUUUUCUGUCAGGGGUGCGAGUGAACGGCUGGGACGAUGUCUUCCAAAAAAAAAAUCAGAAUGAUUGGCCUCAUCUUUUGCAGUUUCUUUGUGUGCAAAGUCAACAAGUCGAAAUGGUUCUCAUGGGCACCUUUAGUACCUAUCUUUUUUGGGUGCCUUCCAAUGAUUCCCAAAGGCCAAGAAGCCAAGCUAGGCCUAGGAGCACCACUUGCAUAUCUGAUGGCUGUUACUGUCUUACAGUGGCAAGCAAAAGGAGAGGUGAUGAGAAGAUAGGAGACGCGGCAGCAAGCAAGAUCGACAGAGAAAGCAGCCGGUAGGUGCUGCAAUUUAGAAAGCUCCAGGGGCACACUAAUUUCACCCGAGUCGUCGCGUUUUCGCCUCGAUUUGUAGCCUCCUGUUUGGUUCAGACCAAUCACUGCCACAAUAAAAGGUAGACAUUUGGUACAUUGCUUGGCUGCUGUGAUAUGAGAUUGUUUCUAAAUAGUGACUCACAGCCAGGGUAGUUGCCAGUUGCCUUCACUGGCACUGUAUUAUUAUUAGCCUGAAACUGAGACGUUUCGACUUGUUGCUGUCACUCAAUCUAUUUCGUACUAUUAAUUCAUUUAUCGGUGUCCGUA